Molecule: messenger RNA, 1242 nt
Organism: Lactuca saligna
Lineage: Eukaryota; Viridiplantae; Streptophyta; Magnoliopsida; Asterales; Asteraceae
Source: the annotation of a GenBank genome assembly
AUGCAACUAACAGGAAAAAGAAGAAGGUCUCAAACAUCUGCCAAGGAAGAUGAAGAAAUACAAGGAACAGCAAUAAAGAAAAGAGGUAGAAAGAAGAUGGUGAUACCACAGAAGAUGAAAUUGAAGGAAAACCAACAGAAAAAAGAGGUAGACGGAAGAAAAUUAAAGAAGAUGGUGAUAGCAGAGAAGAUAAAAUUGAAGAGAAAAAAAGCCUGUGGAGGUUUACAAACAAACACUACAAUGAAGAUUGCAGCAAUUGAAGACUGGAAAAAUAUAAACUGGUGCAAAUAUCUUAGUGAUGCAUUGCUACAUAGUAGGACUUCAUGUAAACCAAGAAACAAAGGCGUUUACUAUGCUGAGCCAUUUCCAUUCUUGCUACUUCUCUAUCUACAUUUAACUGAUUGCCAAAACCAAUACGUCAACCGAAAAAUAAGACCAAUAUGCUACUGGAAUUAUGGAAAAAUUAAAUCAAGACAAAACAUUGAAAAGGCUCAAGGUCAGUUAGGAUUGGUCACAUUGGUUGAGGAUAUUGAUUCGAUACAAUUCAAAGAUGAAGAAGAUGUUGAAUUUGUUAAUGAAAAAAGAAAAGGAAAACAAGUUGAAAAAGAUAUAGAUACAGAAGAAAAUGAUGACAUUGGUGCAGAGAACUAUUGUCUUUUGGUAGAAAGUGAGUCUAAAACCAUUUUGGAGUGUAGAAACAGAAUUGAAAAAACAUUGGAACAUGCACUUCAAAAAUAUCCAGAUGCUAGAGAACUAUGUGGAUGGUUUGAAAGGUUUGUGAACUUUGAAAAAGUGUUGAACAAAAACGUUGUCGAAUCAUCAAGAACCAAAGAAAAAGAAAAUGAAAAUGAGACAGGUGAAGAAGAAGCUACAAGCGAAAGAGAAUUUGAAAAAGUGUUGAAUGAAAACAUUGUUGAAUCAUCAAGAAGAAAAGAAAAUGAAAAUGAGACAGAUGAAGAAGAAGGUACAAGAGAAAGAGAAUACAAUAAUCCAAUCUUUGAAGAUAAUAUGCCAAAGACACCAAAUAUGGAGGAUGAACAAAAUGAUUUUCUUACCAAUGAAUUUCAAGGAGAAUUUGCAGACAAUUUAAUGAAGAAGAAAGUUGCAAUUUUUAAACUGAAGUGGUGGACAGAAAACAACAUGAAUGACAGUGGAGUUAUGUUGAUGAGACAUAUGGAAAAUUUCAAAGGACAAGGACCAAAUAACUGGAAUUCUGAGAUUGAAAAAGAUCAAAAGCAGUAG